ACCCAUGCUGCACCAAAGAAGAAGAAACCCCCGGAAAUAGGCGCAUCAAACGUUCCACUAUUAGUUUACUCGACGCAUGUGCGCUCCUUUAAUUUUUUAUAACUUUUGGUUUUAUUUGAGAAAUAAAGAUGAAUAUAAAACCAGCUGCCUUCUAGCAAGCCGAAGUGUUGAAGAUGCUGAGUGACUCCGAGGCUGCAGAGCUGCUCUCCUUCCUGGCCCCUGGCACACGGCCUGAUGUCAAAGGUCACGCCAGCAGCUACCUGCUGGGACUGUCAGGAAACAGGGAUGGCUGCCGUUUCCUGCGCUCUAAACCGGAACUCGUCGCUGCCGUUUUUGGUCUGACCUCCGACCCCUCGAUCGCCAUAGUGAAAGAUUGCUACUACAUCCUGAUCAACCUGUCAGCGGAUGAGACUCUGCACCAGGUGCUCAUGAAGGACGUCCGUGUUAUCCCCGUGCUGCUGAAGAACUUCAUGGAUCCAGAUUUCCCCUUUUCUGAUCAGAUCUGCACCUUCCUGUCCAACCUGACCCGCCACGAUAAGACGUGCAAGACAGUGUUCAAGCUGCUCCAGGAGGAUGUUGGACUUGCUAAGCUGGUGGAUGUCCUCUGCACUGAAGGCUACAACAAAAAGGCCAAGUUCCACUACUUGGCUGCUCUGCUGUCCAACCUCACCCAGCUGCCCGAGGCCAGACACUUCCUGAUGGACAAAGACAGGUGUGUCAUCCAGCGGUUGUUGCCCUUCACACAGUUCCAGGAGUCAGUGGUGAGGAGGGGCGGAGUCAUCGGCGUCCUGCGCAACUGCUGCUUUGACCACGCCAAUCACGAGUGGUUGCUAAGCGACGCAGUGGACAUCCUGCCCUUCCUGCUGCUGCCACUGGCUGGUCCAGAGGAGCUGAGCGAGGAAGAAAACGAGGGUCUGCCGGUCGACCUCCAGUACCUCCCGGAGGACAAGAAGAGAGAAGAGGACGCCGACAUCAGGAAGAUGCUGCUGGAGACUCUGUUGCUGCUGACGGCGACCAAGGCUGGCCGGCAGACUCUGAAAGACAGAAACGUCUAUCCCAUCAUGAGGGAGUUCCACCGCUGGGAGACGGACGUCAAGGUCACGGCGGCCUGCGAAAAACUGGUCCAGGUGCUGAUAGGUGACGAGCCCGAGGAGGGCAUGGAGAACCUGAUGGAGGUGGAGAUUCCCGAGCACGUGCAGGAGAAGCUGAAGGAAGCUGAUGCCAAGGAGCAGCAGGAGCUGGAGGGCGAGGAGGAGACCAAGACGUGAGGAGGAGAAGACGACACCCGGUUAGGACUGAAGCAGGACUACGGCUCAUAUUCACAUCCACGACUGCGGCUUCACUCAGAGCACAGGUGGCAAACUCGGGGGCCACAUGGAGGAAAAUCUAUUCCCAGGUGGGCCGGACAGGUAAAAAUCAUGGCAUGAUAACUAAAAAGCAAAGACGACCUCAGACUGUUUUCUUUGUUUCACUUUGGCCAAAAAUAGAACAAGCAUAUUCUGAAAAUAAUCCUUUUGACAGAACAGUUCAAAUUCUGAGGGGAAAAAAAUGUGUGUGGUUUGAAAAACACAACGAACUUAGGACUUUGUCUCAGUGUAUCUUCAUAGCCGAUAAACAUGAAGUCACAGCCUAUCCGGGAUUGAACAAAAUAAAUAACAAACUUCUAGGUGUGAAAUA
Nerophis ophidion (straightnose pipefish) is the source of this 1677-nucleotide messenger RNA. It is a transcript of the gene hgh1, whose product is annotated as HGH1 homolog (S. cerevisiae). The record is from RefSeq and is a predicted model, not a curated record. Bases 174 to 1268 code for a protein of 364 amino acids. The transcript has 10 exons. Lineage: Eukaryota; Metazoa; Chordata; Actinopteri; Syngnathiformes; Syngnathidae.